GAUAUUUGAUGCCCUGAACAUAGUUAUAGGAUUUAUUUUAACGUCGAUAUCGACAUUAUUCUUCAAGACGCCGUGGGAAGGCGCACAGACAGCUUUGUACGCUGCGUUGGACGAGAAGUCUGGAGAAGUGAGUGGAACAUAUUUUAUGAAUUGUAGAAGGUACAGAGCUUCAAAACAAGCGCAUUGUAGUAAAACUGCGAAAGUGCUUUGGGAAGAAUCAGUGAAAUUAGUGAAGUUAACAGAAGAUGAAUUAGAACAGUGCUUUAAGUCGUUACCCUGAAGCUGCUAAGCUAACCAUUCAAAAUGCGUUAUUCUGUAAUUGAAUGUACAAAUGAAAAUGUAAGUUUAAAUAAUACGUAAUGAUUAAUUGAACUCUGUCUGGAACACGUUAUUUUCUUUUAAUUCUCUCAAAGUCAUAUCAUUGAGACCAAUAUAAAGCAUUUUUGGGUUGCAAUCAAAAUAGAAGUGUCACUCUGUUGGUUAGUCCUCUAGUAAAGCAUUUUUUCGUUCCAAAGUAUAGAUUCAUAUUAAGAAAAACGUGUAAGAAAUUCCAUGAUUACUAUUAUUUCGUAAAUUUUACGAUGCAGUGAAUACUUACCCUAUAAUGUAUAUUUUUAACGUGACUUAACCUAGAAGUGACGUCACGUGAUAUUUCAAAUAUAUAACGUGUUACUAAAAGGGGGUAUACAUAUCAAGUGCACGGUUUCUAGAUAACAUAACAAACGAUACGGGAAGGGUUUUUUAAACUCAUGUUUUCAUGGUACCAAGUUAUGAUUUUUUCCAAUCGCGCCGCCGCGCGAAUCAAAAUUAGGUAGACAGGUACUAGGCGAUCAGAUUGACAGAAGAAAUGUUUCGUAAUAUUAGCGAGUGACCCCUGUAGUGUUGUGACACGUUUGUAUGAUUUGAAACCAAGAACUAUGCGAUACCAAGUAUUUGGUACAAUUUUUUUUUAAACAUAUUUUAAGCUUAAACUUUGUGUAGAGAUUCUAUUCAACCUGUAUUCAUCAGGGCUUGAUGUAUAAGGGUAUUUUGUUACACGUUGUAUGCAUAUUUGUGUAUCUCCAAAAAUAUUUGUUUCUGUAAGAAAAUAAAAAUACUUGUCUAAUGUUUUAAAAAAAUCUACAAGACGGACACUAAAAUAAAAAGUAGUAAUUUACUCUAUUUAAGGUUUGUUGGGAAAUCGGGGAUUGGGACGAUUGAGAAGGGGAUUGAUUGGGCCUCCGGUAAUCUCGUUCACACAAUGAAACACAACACAAGCAUUGUUUCACGUCGGUUUUCUGUGAGCAACGGUAAAGUAACGUAAAACCGUGGCGAUUUUACCCGCAUAGAGAAACUAGAAAACGCAUGUAAGCAGUCGCACUUGCAGUUUUUGUCCGCAACUGAUUUCAAUGCCGUGCAAUGUUACAAAAGCGUGACAGAAAAAAACCAACCACAUUAGUAGCUAACACAAAAUUAAGUGGUUGAACAAAUAGAAACAAAGCUUUUUGUGACGGAAAAGUCCAAAAGUCAAAGUCAAAAUUAUUUAUUUCAAAUAGACUGAGAAGGCACUUUUGAAUGUCAAAGCAAAUUACACUUACAAUAUUAAAAAAAAAAUCAAAAUGUACUCUCUCUCUAUACUCCAUCUAUACAUCGGACUUGAAAUCGUAAGUCAAAGAAAAAUUUUAAUACUUUGGUAUCGUCCUGAAUGAAACCGAAGGCGCUUGCAAGAAUGCUAUCGUUUAUAAGUAAAUAGUCUUUCAUCCACGUUUUGCAAUAGGUUGAAGGAUGUAGGACAAUUUUUCUAUAGGUCAUUUGUCUCUUCCUUCCUGCUCUAUGCGAAUUGGGACCUUGAUGUCUAUUUUUAUCUCACUAAUAACACAAUUAGCACACUAUACAUAGUUGCAACUUCACUAGCUGCUGCCUUCGAGUUUUCUCUAAUAAAUCUUUGUUUUAUUUCUCAAUUUUCUUUUCUUUGUUUUUAAUUCCAAUCACUAUAAAGCUAUAUAGAAGUAACCAUACUUCUACAUAAACUGACUAACUGACUUAGUAAAUAAAUAAAUGUCUCAAAUCUAAAAAUGGGAACUAUAACGUCAAUAAAAAUAAUAAUGUUUUUUCAGAAGUAAAAAAAUGUUACAGUGGGAUAAGGCAUGAUUUUUGUACAUCUUCAACAGGUAACACAGCACACAAACACUUAACGAAAAAUGCCUAUAUAAAAAUAAUGGAUUGCAAAAGAAAAAAAAAUGUGUGCAACGCUUAUAUUUUUGUGGUCAGCAACAAUUUGUUAUUAAAUGAUAAAUGAUAUUUAUUUCUGUAAAUAGAUUAUAAAAUAACACUUUUACACGUCAAUAUUUCAAAUAGCUAGAUGAGGCCGGCAUUUCCUAUCCGACUACUCUGAGAAGAAAUGCCGAAACAAACUCAGAGGUCAUAGUCUCUUUUAAAGUCCAGACAAAAUCAAUUAGAGAUGUCGGAGAACCGUGCAAGUUUAUUCUGUAGUGGUCUUUUGAGGAAAGAACCACAGCAGUUUGAGCGGACCUGUUCAGAUGGCAGCACGGAUGUGUCAGUUACAAUUAACUCAGCUGACGGCUGUUGCUAAAUGAUCCGACGAACAAUACCAACCAAAAGAACAUUUGGGUAGGCCACACAAAUGCUCACACUGUCAGAAUAUAAUUAACUAAAAGUGAAAUGACUAGGCAAACUCUCGCACGGUCCUCAAACUAAACAAUAUUUUAUAUUAAAUAUUUUAGGUAGUUUUAUAAACACAUAACAAAACAAAACCAAGUUUUUUUGAAAAAAUAUUUCAUUUUUUUAAGAAUGUUCUAGAGGUCUAACAACAAACAAACAUAUAUCUUAACUAUAAUACGUAUACAGAUAUAAUUCUGGCCAAGAUCGUGCAAUGAGAAAUGAACUUAGACAGGUUUAUAUUAAGGCAACGCAGCUCUACGUGCCGCAGAACAUUUGGUGUUGGUGUCGAGUCUGUAGCUAUGUUCUUCAUAGUAUUUAUAAUCCCUACUUUUAUCAUCACCGCAUUGACUCUGGCUUUGUACCAGAAGACCACAAACGCAAUAUGCCUGUCAAGAAGAAGACUGGAUGGCAAAACAGUAAUAGUGACUGGAGGAACAGCUGGAAUGGGCCUCCACAUAGCUACAGACCUGGCCCAUAGAGGAGCGCGAGUGAUAGUCGCCUGUCCCUUUGAAGAUGAAGGCACCAACGCCAGGAAACAAAUAGUGGAAGAGACUGGCAACGAGAACGUGGUGUACAAAUACCUCGAUUUGGGAUCUUUACAAUCUGUGAGACAAUUUGCUGCAGACAUCUUGAAGACUGAGGACAGACUGGACAUUCUACUCAACAACGCUGGGGUUGGUAUGCCUGGAGACUUCCUGACGUCCGAUGGACUGAACUUUGUAAUGCAAGUGAAUUAUUACGGAACAUUUCUACUGACACUACUACUUAUCCCUCUUCUGAAGAAAACUGGGAAGCCUGGUGAAGCGAGCAGAAUCAUCAAUACAGCGUCAAUUCUGCAUCGUAUUGCAAAAAUAGAAAUGGAAAACUUGAACAGAACUAAUUACUGGAACAAGGUUAGAAUAUAUUGCAACAGUAAACUUUGUAUCGCAUUAUUCACACAUGAACUCUCUGAAAGGUUGAAUGGAUCGAACGUCGUAGUUAACAGUGUGGAUCCUGGGUUUGUAGGCACCAGGAUAUUUGAUGCCCUGAACAUAGUUAUAGGAUUCAUUUUAACGUCGAUAUCGACAUUAUUCUUCAAGACCCCGUGGGAAGGUGCACAAACAGCUUUGUACGCUGCAUUGGACGAGAAAUCUGGAGAAGUGAGCGGAACAUAUUUUAUGAAUUGUAGAAGGUACAGAGCUUCAAAACAAGCGCAUUGUAGUAAAACUGCGAAAGUGCUUUGGGAAGAAUCAGUGAAAUUAGUGAAGUUAACAGAAGAUGAAUUAGGACAGUGUUUUAAGUCGUUGCCCUGAAGUGCUAAGCUGUAAGAAAAUGUAAGUUUGAAUAAAUACUCAAUUAAACAACCACAA
This is a messenger RNA of Spodoptera frugiperda (fall armyworm), 4010 nucleotides long. Its product is annotated as retinol dehydrogenase 11-like. The transcript has a single exon. The record is from RefSeq and is a predicted model, not a curated record. The coding region runs from base 2880 to 3953 and encodes 357 amino acids. NCBI's taxonomy places the organism in Eukaryota, Metazoa, Arthropoda, Insecta, Lepidoptera, Noctuidae.